UUCAGUAUGUGCAACAAACUCCAAUAUUCCAAACCGUUUCUCUCUCAAUCUCAGUAGUCAAACCAAAACCGCCCCAAAACCCUUUCUUCUGCUGCCGCCGCCGCCGCCGCCGCUUACAGUAAUCUGCAGCGAGAUGGAGUUAGAGGGAAUAGAAGGAUCCUUGGUUUUGAUCAAGCAAGGCGCUGAGGCUAGGGUGUUUGAGUCUACUUUUGUUGGUAGAAGGUCUGUUGUUAAGGAACGGUUUUCAAAAAAAUAUCGGCAUCCGUUGCUGGACUCAAAGCUGACUCUCAAACGUCUUAAUGCGGAAGCUCGGUGCUUGACAAAAGCUAGAAAGCUUGGGGUCUCGACUCCAGCCCUCUAUGCUGUUGAUCCUGUGCUACAUGCUCUCACAUUCGAGUAUGUUGAAGGUCCUGCUGUGAAAGACAUAUUGCUUGACUUUGGUUUGCACGGUAUUGUUGAAGAACGAUUAGAUGAUAUCGCUGCACAGAUCGGUGAUGCCAUUGGGAAACUACAUGAUGGCGGCCUGAUCCAUGGUGAUUUGACAACAUCAAACAUGUUAGUUCGUAUCGGUACUAAUAAGUUGACACUCAUCGAUUUCGGUCUAAGCUUCACUUCAACACUUCCAGAAGAUAAAGCUGUGGAUCUUUAUGUUCUUGAACGAGCAUUGCUAUCUAUGCACUCUUCAUGCGGGAAUGUGAUGGACCGUAUCCUUGCUGCAUACAGGAAAUCCUCGAAGCAGUGGUGUGCAACCUUGAACAAGCUAGCUCAAGUACGACAAAGAGGAAGAAAACGCACAAUGAUUGGAUGAGCUCUUCGCCCUUCUCUCGGACCAGGUUAUUAUAUGUAAAAGUCCAUUGUGAUUUUGGUGUGCAGUGAUAUCAUAAAUCGUUGGUUAAAAAGGAUUUGAAGGAAUAGCAUCUGGGCUUUACGUUUCUGGUAUACUUAUGCUUAUGGGUAUGAGUUGAUGUUCGAAACUGAAGGCAAAGACAUUAGUGUAUUAUUGGCAUGUAAGUUUGGAUUGGAAAAUUGUAAUUACCAUUUUAUUUAAACUGAUGCAUAAUUUUUGUCC
Molecule: messenger RNA, 1069 nt
Organism: Salvia splendens (bonfire salvia)
Lineage: Eukaryota; Viridiplantae; Streptophyta; Magnoliopsida; Lamiales; Lamiaceae
Product: EKC/KEOPS complex subunit bud32
Exons: 8
Coding region: 134-808 (224 amino acids)
Biological process (GO): protein phosphorylation
Cellular component (GO): EKC/KEOPS complex; cytosol; nucleus
Molecular function (GO): protein serine/threonine kinase activity; ATP binding
Source: RefSeq, a predicted model, not a curated record